This is a messenger RNA of Scomber japonicus (chub mackerel), 1899 nucleotides long. RefSeq names its product snurportin 1 (gene snupn). Gene Ontology annotation, molecular function: protein binding; nuclear import signal receptor activity. The transcript has 9 exons. Bases 76 to 1200 code for a protein of 374 amino acids. Lineage: Eukaryota; Metazoa; Chordata; Actinopteri; Scombriformes; Scombridae. The record is from RefSeq and is a predicted model, not a curated record. Gene Ontology annotation, cellular component: cytoplasm; nucleus. Gene Ontology annotation, biological process: protein import into nucleus; snRNA import into nucleus.
GUCACCGCCGGUGGGGAGAGAUGACAGCGUGACACUUUUUUAACAGCAACCUCCCUGCAUGUCCAAAGAGUCCCCAUGGAUGACCUGACCCAAGCCCUCUCGGCCAGCUUUGCUGUGUCCAAGGAGUCCAACAGCACGGCCUGCCCCCACCCUCGGCUGGCCCAAUACAAGAGCAAGUACAGCGUGCUGGAGCAGAGCGAGCGACGCCGGCGCUUCCUUGACCUGCAGAAAAGUAAAAGGUUAAACUAUGUCAACCAUGCACGGCGUCUGGCUGACGGGGACUGGACAGGAGCAGACAGCGAUGGGGAGGAGGACAUGGAGAAAAAGGAAGAGGGGGAACGGGAGCAAGAUGACAAAGCAGAGGAGGAAGAGGGGAUGGAGAUUGAGAGGAGGAAGCUGCCAAAACAUUAUGCUAACCAGCUCAUGCUGUCAGAGUGGCUAGUGGAUGUGCCAUCAGAAUUGGACACUGAAUGGAUAAUGGUGGUUUGUCCUGUGGGGAAAAGGUCUCUCAUUGUUGCCUCCAAGGGUUCCACUGCAGCGUACACUAAAAGUGGCUACUGUGUGAAUCGUUUCCCCUCCCUGCUGCCUGGUGGGAACAGACACAACUCCGCCAUGGGAAAAGACUACACAAUCCUGGACUGCAUUUAUAGUGAAGUGGACAGAACGUACUACAUCCUGGACGUCAUGUGCUGGAGAGGCCACCCGGUCUAUGACUGCACGACCCAGUUCCGUUUCUACUGGCUCCAAUCCAAAGUCCAGGAGACGGACGGCCUAUCAGAGAUCGCCAAACGCAACCCCUUCCGGUUUGUGAGCCUCCAGAACACAGACUGCACAGCAGAAUCGAUUAAGAAAGCCCUGGCAGCCGAGUACAGCUUCAGUGUGGAUGGUCUCCUUUUCUACCACCAGCAGACCCACUACACCCCUGGCAGCACCCCUCUGGUGGGCUGGCUCCGCCCCUACAUGGUCACCGACAUCCUGGGUAUCGAGGUUCCCGUCGGAGCCCUCACCGCCAAGCCAGAGUACGCCAGCCACCAGCUGCAGCAGAUCCUGGAGCACAAAAAACCAUCGAGUGAAGUCCGCCCCGCCAAUAACAGCGGAGGCUACGAGUUAGAAUACCUGUCCACGCCGAGCCAGGACGGAGGGGACGGACUGAACUUUUUAAAUCAAAACCCAAUAAGGGAAGCGCACAUGGAGAGCUAAGUGGGAGGCUUAAAGAGAUGCAAAUUGCUAACUCAGUGUUUCUGAGUGAUGGCGGCCCACAUAUGGCUCUUUAGAAUAUCUCCUGAAUGGUUCUGCAGAUCUGACCAAUUGCAAAGCAUGGCUAAUUCUAAUCCGGCACUGCUCAGGACGCCCUCAGAGUGCAGAUUAGUAGAGCUAUGCUGUAUAUGUGUCUGACACUUACAUCCUUUUUAAACAUUCCGUUGAACUCGGAAACUUGUUUUCUUCGAGAGAGAAAUGACUGCACAAUAUUUAGCCACUGUAAUUAUUACGUCACAGUCUGUUAUGCAGAUUACUGUCAUGACAGCGUGGGUAGUCACAUCUGAAAAAAAGGGCCUGAGAGGUUUAACGUGUGAGAUAUAGUGCAAGGUGCAGCACAUUUUGUGGUCAAGUGUUAUUUUGAUGCUCUGCACACUUUGUCCUUUUUGCAUUUUAAACAGAUGCCACAUGAAAAAACUUCUCACCCUCAUUGUUGUCAGCUGCAGGCUUUCUUCUACCACUGAUACUCUCUCAUCUAAACAAGCUUGCCGUUUUGGUGUAGUGUGUGCAUGUUGGACGGAUGAGACGACUGGUCAGACCUUGUGAGAUCAUGUGGAUAUGGACUUUUUAAUGUUAAAAUUUCGAAUUGCUUCAAAGGUAUUUUUAAGUCUAUUUUCCUAAAUAAAUGUUUUUUUUAAUUGC